GGUUCGGGCAAUUUUAUUUCACUUACUGAUUUUCCAGUGCUUCGUACUAUUUUUUUUAUAUCCCUUUCUGCUCCUGGCUUCCUUUUCUUUGCAGUGUUUUUUUCCCUUGUGGUCGCGAAAUUUUGCAAAAGAUGUGGAAUUUGGGUUGAGGUUGUGGUAAAACUGGAGAAUUUCGGUGCUCGUAUGUCGAUAAUUUCUUCCUUUUUUUCGUGUUUUUAAUUAGGGUUAAUUAUCCUGGGUUUCAUUCGCCUUAUUUCGUAGCUAGAAACUCCCUGGGUGAAACUCUCGUUUCUUUUUCGUUUUUUAAUUCCUUUUCCCUUUUCUCCUGCUGUAACUGUAAAAAAAAAAUCGAAUCUGGUGGGGAAAAGAAGGAAGGGAAAAAAGGGAAAAUGAAAAUUGGGGAGUUGUUUGCUAGUGUUGAGCUGGGGUACACUCUCGAGUACGCUUCUUGAUCUCGCUGAAUUCCGCGUGGACGAAGAGCAAACGCGGAUUCCCGAGUUCGUGGGAAUCGUUUGGGCGAGGAGGCGUAGCUGGUUGAAUCGAAAGGAGGGAUUUUUUUUUUUGUUCUUUCUUUGGUGUUGGAUGCAAGGAGCGGCCAUGUCGGCGGCGGCGGCGAGCGAGGCGGCGUACGGCGUGGGCAUGAAGAACAACAGUGGCCCCCUGCAGCCCCGGCCGCAGCACGGCGCCACCGGGGUGCGCCUCGCCUACACCCACGACGGCACCGCGGUGUACAAGCACACGCCGCCGCUGCCGCCGCCGAUGUACGAGACGCCGGCUGCCGCCGCCGCCGUCGUGCGCGGCAAUGGCAAUGGCGCCGCGCCCGCUGAGCAGCAGCACAAGCGGAAGCGCGGCCGCCCGCGCAAGUACGCCUUCGCGGACAUGCCGCUCGCCGUCGUGGCGGCCCCCUCGCCGCCCAAGGCUGCGGCCGCCGGCGCGCCGUCUCCCACGGCGCACUCGCUGCCCCCGGGCUUCUCGUCGGGCCUUGCCGCGAGCCAGCCGGCAUCCGAGCGCGUGCUGCCUCACAAGAUGAGGGGCCGGCCGCUGGGCUCCGGCAACAAACAGCAGCAGCCGCCGCAGCAGAAGAAGAAGGCAGCAGCUCAAGGAUCUAGUGUGAUUGGACUGAAACCAAAUGUCAUCACAGUGCAAGUUGGAGAGGAUGUAGUGUCCAGGGUGAUGUCCUUUUCUCGGAAUGGAUGGGCCGUUUGUGUUCUCUCAGCUAAUGGUACUAUAUCCAAUGUGACACUACGUCAAGCUGAUUCUUCUGUUGCAACAGUAAAUUACGAGGGCCAUUUUGAAAUUCUUUCUUUGUCUGGUUCAUAUGUGCUGUCAGAAAGUGAUGACCUGAGCAGUCGAACUGGAGGACUUAGUGUUUCGCUUGCUGGUCCUGAUGGACGUGUUUUAGGCGGUGGAGUAGCAGGACCUCUGAAUGCAGCUGCACCUGUUCAGGUGGUCAUCGGAAGCUUUCCAGCUGAUGGGAAAAAGGGUCCCAAGGGUCCCAAACAAGCUGUGCCGGGUGGGGCUCCAUUUCCAGGUAUGAGCACUCCAACAUCCAGAGGGACUCCCAGUGGUUCCUCAGGAGGGCCUGGAAGCCCCCAAAACCAGAGUGCCAGUGGCUCAUUCAACACCAGCAGCCAACAGGCCUUGGCUGACUUCCCAUGGAGAUCAGCUUCAGCCUUCAGCUAAACUCCUUAGUUUGUCUGAUGAGGGAAUUGGGUAAACAGAACUGGUGGUUUCUCUCAUGUUAGUUUGGCAGGUUGUCUCUCAUGUUUAGGUGCUGAAAUUGUCAGCCAGCUCUAGUUUAGGUGCUCCUAGACACCUAGUUGUCAGAGAAAUCAGCUUGAAACGAAAAGCUGAGGAAAAAAGCUGUUAGCUUUGAUGCACCCCGGAUGCCAUGUGAUUAUGUUAGGCGUUGUUGUCAAAUUAUGAAUUUUUCUGGUAUCCCUGGUCUUGUUUUUUGCUUGCUUAGGGAAUGCUCCAUGGCCGUACUACUUAUGCACACGUAGAAUUGGGUU
Messenger RNA from Oryza brachyantha (malo sina), 2012 nucleotides. RefSeq names its product AT-hook motif nuclear-localized protein 10-like. Lineage: Eukaryota; Viridiplantae; Streptophyta; Magnoliopsida; Poales; Poaceae. Gene Ontology annotation, molecular function: minor groove of adenine-thymine-rich DNA binding. Bases 583 to 1683 code for a protein of 366 amino acids. The record is from RefSeq and is a predicted model, not a curated record. The transcript is spliced from 5 exons.